CCAUGGUGUCAUCAGGGAGGGAUGUGGAGGCGUUGACCGUAUGGAGCCCUGAGACGAGUGUGUCAGCAGAUGAUUGGCCGAUCACAGAGAUAUGAAGACUUUAAAACAGCCCUCUGUUCUGACCAGAGCAUCUUCUUCUGGAGGAAAACCGUCUCAGCAGCGUGAUGAAGACUUGUGUGGUCCUCGCUCUCUUCCUGAUGGCAGGUGUGUCUCUUGGAGACAUCCAGAAGAGAGUCAAUAAUGGAAGGCCGUGCACCGCUGAUGAAACCAAAUCUUUUGUUUUCAUUAACGACUGUUCUGGUACCGUCAUUGACGGGAACUGGGUUAUCACUGCAGGACACUGCAAGGGUAGAAAAAAGCUCAGCAAGAAAUACGACAUUAAGGACGUCAACUUAAAUCUAAAAGUCACCUCGGAGAAAACCUUUCCACACAAGACUGCUGACGUCAUGCUGAUCAAAGGGAACACCGGCAUGACUGGUAUGCCCUUGGUGUCUGAAGCUGACUGCGACCAAGUCAUGAAACAAAUAAGCCCCACAAAACCUGUAAAGAUGGUCAUUCCUGCUAAGGACACACAGGCUAAGAAAACUACUGGGAAACUUGCUUCCAUGUGUGCCGACAUCAAGGUGGACAGAUCAGGCCCUCAUCCUAUAACCAAGGAAAAUUGCGUGUACUGGACUCCUCUUGCCUGCAACAGCUGUGAGGGGGAUUCUGGUGCUGGAUAUAUUUACAAUAACGCGCUGUUUGCUGUUCAUAGUGGAGAAAAUGAGUAUACGGACAAUAAAGGAAAAGUGGUCAAAGUAGAGAAUGUUGGACACAUCGUCUGUAAUGGAGACAUACGUAAUUGGAUUGUUAAUACUAUGAAUAAUAAUCCCUAAAAGUGUCCUAGUUGUGUGAUCCUUGUUUGUGAGCAACAAUAA
Messenger RNA from Cololabis saira (Pacific saury), 917 nucleotides. Its product is annotated as alpha- and beta-fibrinogenase OhS1-like. Gene Ontology annotation, biological process: proteolysis. The transcript is spliced from 5 exons. Gene Ontology annotation, molecular function: serine-type endopeptidase activity. The record is from RefSeq and is a predicted model, not a curated record. NCBI's taxonomy places the organism in Eukaryota, Metazoa, Chordata, Actinopteri, Beloniformes, Belonidae. The coding region runs from base 165 to 875 and encodes 236 amino acids.